AUGACGGCCGAGAGCGGGCCGCCGCCGCCACCGCAGCAGGAGGCACUGGCUGCGGUGAAGGAAGAGCAAGGUGAGGCGGGCGCCGGGGUCCCGGCGGAGGCAGCUGCCCGCGGCGCAGGCGGACGGCGGCGGAAGCGCCCUCUGCAGCGCGGGAAGCCGCCCUACAGCUACAUUGCGCUCAUUGCCAUGGCCAUCGCGCACGCGCCGGAACGCCGCCUCACGCUGGGCGGCAUCUACAAGUUCAUCACGGAGCGUUUCCCCUUCUACCGCGACAAUCCCAAAAAGUGGCAAAACAGUAUCCGCCACAACCUCACGCUCAACGACUGCUUCCUCAAGAUCCCGCGCGAGGCCGGCCGCCCCGGCAAGGGCAACUACUGGGCGCUCGACCCCAAUGCCGAGGACAUGUUCGAGAGCGGCAGCUUCCUGCGCCGCCGCAAGCGCUUCAAACGCUCGGACCUGUCCACUUACCCGGCCUACAUGCACCCCGCUGGGUGCGCGGGGACCCGACCUGCCAACCCCUCUGCCUAUGCGGCCGCCUAUGCGGGCCCCGACGGCGCGUACUCUCAAGGGGCCAGCAGCGCCCUCUUCGCAGCAGCUGGCCGGUUGACGGGGCCUGCCUCGCCCCCCGCGGGUGGCAGCAGUGGCGGCGUUGAGACCACAGUGGACUUCUAUGGGCGCACAUCGCCGGGCCAGUUCGGAGCGCUGGGGCCCUGCUACAAUCCUGGUGGGCAGCUCGGAGGGGGCAGUGCAGGCGCCUACCAUGCUCGACAUACGGCUGCCUAUCCAGGUGGAGUAGAUCGUUUCGUGUCCGCCAUGUGAGACAGCCGAGCAUAAGGUCGAAAAUUCAUGGAUGCCUUGGCUAUUUAUACGAAAUAUCUCCGAGACUUGAGGACAGGGCUGGAGAUAGGACCUAAUUGAAAGCCACAUGGCAGGGACCGAGCGGGCAGGAGAGAUGCAGCCUUCGGGUGCACUGCGUACACACCUUGUUUGCUUUAUAAAUGGGAGGAAAUGGGGAGAGGAAGCCGUGGCCCACGCACUGGAACAAAGGACCCUCGGUGAGUCGAAGCUCCCCAAAAGAUAGGCCUUUCUGACAGUCUACCUGGAAGAGCCCUUGGUAAUAAAGGGGGCGCAGCGUAGUAUCGACACCAGACUCUAGGAUCCGAAUUGUGAGGAAUCACAGAAUUCUUACUGUGCUACGCGAAACUCGGGCCAUUUUACACGGUUUGACCUCUUGUGCCUUUGACUAUGUUACUACAAUAAA
This is a messenger RNA of Pteropus alecto (black flying fox), 1261 nucleotides long. RefSeq names its product forkhead box E1 (gene FOXE1). The transcript has 2 exons. The record is from RefSeq and is a predicted model, not a curated record. Gene Ontology annotation, molecular function: DNA-binding transcription factor activity, RNA polymerase II-specific; RNA polymerase II cis-regulatory region sequence-specific DNA binding. NCBI's taxonomy places the organism in Eukaryota, Metazoa, Chordata, Mammalia, Chiroptera, Pteropodidae. Bases 1 to 819 code for a protein of 272 amino acids. Gene Ontology annotation, biological process: anatomical structure morphogenesis; regulation of transcription by RNA polymerase II; cell differentiation.